AUGUCCUCGAUAUCUAUCCCUGCGACAGAUGUCGAAUUGACACUCGAACAGCUGGUAGACGUGAGCUUAAAGAAGAACUACCCGCCCAGCGCGUUUGGGAAGCUGUUUCGGGAGUUCAAGCACCGCGUAGCGGCCAACAGCGAAGAGGAGGUCGAUCUGCAUUGUCUCCUAACAAACUGCGCUCAAUCUCCCCAGAAACUCCGCUACGUGCACGAGAUUCUUGUCGAAAGUGACUUCACAGGCGCAGUGGAUGGGCUUACUUCGCUUUUUGGCCACUACAUGUCGCGAAUCGGCGAAAAGGACGAGCUCUCCAUUCUUAUCUGGCUGAGCCAGAUCUCAAGCAAAGUGCCGUGGAAACAGGCCGUCGAAAGUCCUGAAUUUGUCACGCAACUGACAGCGUUUGUCAGGGCCAGCAUGCAGCCCGAGACCAGCCCCAAAAAGGCCCUGAUGAUUGCAAAGCUGAUGGUGCAGGUGCUAAAGAGCAGCGCGGGCCCCGACAAUGCUUGCACUUCCCUGGUGCAGCAGUACCUGGAGUAUUUGGAAAAACACCACGACACUGCCUACCGCUAUCUGAACAGCUUCUUCCAAAGUUACAACCUGUCGACCAUGCAGAAAGACUACGCCAUGCCUACACAGGAGCAGACGGGCCGUGUGUCGAGGAAUAUUAUCAAGGUGUCGAGACUCAAGAAAAUCGUCUGGCUGGCGCACCAGGUCACCGUGGCAUAUUCCCCCGUGAGCGAGGCGUUUUUGCAAGGGUUCAAGAGCCUGCUGAACCUGUCCUCGGUGGCCACAUCCACGACAAACGUUUCGAUCGCGUUCGAGCUCGCGGUCUCUCUGUUUGACGGCCUCACUCUGAGCACUUAUAGGACCCAACACAUCUGGGAACACUUUAUCGUGUCGAAGCUGCCGGAGGUGUUCAAGCUGCUGACCAUCAGUCAGCAGAACCUCAGAGACACGCUGACGAACGCUUUCGAGACGAUUAAGAAUUACGACGAGCUCAAACAGAAGCUGAUGACAACUCUGGCCGAGUGCGAGCUCGUGGCUGAUAUGGGGGCUGUGCCGUCCGCACAGGACGAGCUCUCGCGGUUCCAAGCGGUGUUUGAGGACGCAAAUCCGGAGUUUGUGCCGCUGGAAGAGUCUGGAGCGUGCGAGCUCGUGGGCUCCGUGGACACACUGGCCGGCGAGCGGCGGCUGGCGCAGCUUGUGGCGGACGCCAUUGCCCGUUUUGUCCAGGAGGACGACCACGCACGGCUGAAGCGGCUGCUGGUCGCACUGACGAGCGUGCCGCACGUGCUGGACGGUGUGGUGCUGCACAAAAACCCGUACAGCUUUGUGCGACCUCUGGUGACUUACCUCGACGCGUCGAUCGGCCGAGGGUUUGGCCAGGAUGCUAUGGACGUCGACGGCGACUCUUCCAACCUGCAGGACACGCACGCGAACCUGGGAGCGCUGCUGCUGUUUGUAGCGUACUGCAGUUUCCGGUACUCGUUGGAUCUCAAGCGCGAGCACGCGGGCUCUGAGGCCGUGAGGAUCAUGGCUGACUGGGACCCUUUGCUGGACACGGCGCUCAUGGAGCAACUGCAGGAUCCGCAAUCGAGCAUCAACGCGGUCAUGAGCGACUGGGUAGCGUCGCUCUUCGAUACCAACAACACGGACGGUGUUUCGGACGAGCUGCUCAAAAAAUCUGCCUCGGUGCGCGAAUACUACGUGGCGAUCCCGUGUGUCGUGGGCCAGGCCGUGCGUGCAUGCCAAUUGGGGAUGAUUGGCUUUGACGACCUUGUAAGCGGGCUCGAAUACUGCCACCAGCCGUUCCUGCUGCCGACGCUUUUGAACGUGCUGAGGCACGUGACUGCGCUCACGUGGACAGAGGCCAGUCUGGAAGGGUCGGUGUUUGGGCAGGUGCUGGAGAAGCUUGUGGGCGCCGAGCUGGUCGGAGAGCUGCGUGUGCUGCACAGUAUGGUGCUUGAGAUGGCAAACGACGACCUGUUUGAGUGCGGCGUUCGGUCAUCUGCUGUGCGGCCGCCAGCACCUGCCACCAAACUCGAGGCCCUAAUUGCGUUUGUGAUCGACUCCGACGCCUCGCAGACGUUUGAGCUCAGUGACGUGUAUAAAAGCGCUGCCGGACAGCAGUUGGACUUUUUCUACCGCGAGCUGGGCCGUCUGCUGCGGGAACAGACGCAGUACCAGCCAUCAUUAUUUGAGCCGUUGAGCUACGAGCUAGUGGCCACGUUGAUGAUCAACUACGCAUCGUGGUGCGCGCCGGAAACACUCCAAAAGUGGAUGGCCGCGUCGGCAGAUCCAGCUGCGAUGUACAACCGCACGGGCCGCGUAAAAGUCAAGGUCGAGGAGUCUCUGGCGGACGACGAGAUGAACGACUCGAUCGGCUCGAACGACAAGCUGGGCGACAUGACCUUUGACGCAAACUUAUUUGGGUUUAUUGAAGAAGCGAAAUUGGACGAUCCCGAGCAGCAGGAACAACCGGAACGGCAAGGCCCGGACCUGUUCCAGGCCAAUUUAGCGGCCAUAGCAACGGAGUCCAGCACGCUGGUUGCAACCGUGCUGAAAAAUCUGGCUGUGCGGUACACGCACGACCGGGAAUAA
Messenger RNA from Ogataea haglerorum, 2601 nucleotides. RefSeq lists its product as uncharacterized. The coding region runs from base 1 to 2601 and encodes 866 amino acids. Gene Ontology annotation, molecular function: transcription coregulator activity. Gene Ontology annotation, cellular component: mediator complex. NCBI's taxonomy places the organism in Eukaryota, Fungi, Ascomycota, Pichiomycetes, Pichiales, Pichiaceae. The record is from RefSeq and is a predicted model, not a curated record. The transcript has a single exon. Gene Ontology annotation, biological process: regulation of transcription by RNA polymerase II.